AUGCAGGUGCAGACGUUGGUAUUCGUCAAGCAAGAAAUGGACGAUAAUGCAGCGCUUGGGAAGCGGCCAGACUCUACGGAGAUCCUGCAAGACAUCGAUGCUGCAGACAAGAAGACUGCAAGCGCCGCCGGCGACAAGCGGCACGCGUGCGGGCAGUGCGGCGAGCGCUUUCCCCACUUCGAGACGCACACGGGCGAGAAGCAGGCCUGCAACUUGAACCUGCGAGUGAGGUCGCACACGGACGAGAGGCCGUACGUUUGCGAGGAGUACGGGAAGGGCUCCGCGCAGGCCUGCAACUUGAACCUGCGAGUGAGGUCGCACACGGACGAGAGGCCGUACGUUUGCGAGGAGUACGGGAAGGGCUCCGCGCAGGCCUGCAACUUGAACCUGCGAGUGAGGUCGCACACGGACGAGAGGCCGUACGUUUGCGAGGAGUACGGGAAGGGCUCCGCGCAGGCCUGCAACUUGAACCUGCGAGUGAGGUCGCACACGGACGAGAGGCCGUACGUUUGCGAGGAUUGCGGGAAGAGUUUUCCCGGCUGCUCCGACAUGAAGAGGCACGCCAGGACGCACCGCGGGCGAGAGAAC
Messenger RNA from Lethenteron reissneri (Far Eastern brook lamprey), 588 nucleotides. RefSeq names its product zinc finger protein 239-like. The record is from RefSeq and is a predicted model, not a curated record. Gene Ontology annotation, cellular component: nucleus. Lineage: Eukaryota; Metazoa; Chordata; Hyperoartia; Petromyzontiformes; Petromyzontidae. Gene Ontology annotation, molecular function: DNA-binding transcription activator activity, RNA polymerase II-specific; RNA polymerase II cis-regulatory region sequence-specific DNA binding. Gene Ontology annotation, biological process: regulation of transcription by RNA polymerase II.